AUGAUUUUGAUAAAAGUUGAAAAGCUUAUAAUAAAUUAUUCGAAAAAAAAAAAGUUUUUUUUUAGAACGUAUAGAGGUAGUAAGAAAAAGGAAAAAUAUGAUGAUUUAGAAAGCAAGCAUUUAUACUGGUGUAUUAAUAAUAUGAAAAAGGAACAUUUAAACGAACCUAACGAAAAUUUUUUCCAAAUGAUUGAAAAUGAUAAAAUAGAAGAAAACCUUUCAGAUAUAGUUGGAAUAAAAAAUUCUAUUCCCCAUAAUAGUAGAAUAAAUGAAAAUAUGAAAAAAAAUUUAUUUAAAAAAGGGAACUAUAUAGAACCUGGUAAAUUAGAAGAAAUAAACAAAAUUUUUAAUCCAUCUAUAAAAACAUUAAUUAAUAAAGAGAAAAGUGUAUCGAAUGAUUUUGAUAAUUACUUAAAUAAUAGAAACUUAGAAAAAACUUUUGAUAAUAAAUGUAAUUUAAAUAAUAAUCAAUUAGAAAAAGAAGGGGUAUGUGAUUACUUUAGUAAUAUCAAAAAAGAUAAUAGUAAUCCAUUAAAAAUUAAUUUUAUGAAUAGGAAAAUGAUGAAAAAAAUAAAUAUUAAUCAAGUAGAUGAUGGGCAUGAAGAAUUUCUAAAAAAAAUGAAAAAUAGUAGCUCCUUGACUACAAAUUAUAAUUUUAUUUACAAUAAUAAAAAUGAUUUAAAAAAAGUGAAUAAUACAAAUUCAAAUGAGGAUAAUAACAAAGAAAAUACGAAAAGGGACAUUUUAAAUAGUAUGAGUGAUAUAGAAGAAUAUAAUUUUAAAAAUGUCAGUAAUAGUGAGAAAAAAGAUAUUUUUGAUUACGAAAGUCUGAAAGAAAAGAGUAUGUAUCAAGAUUUAACACAUGAUGAAUACAGUUAUAUGAAUAAUUUAUACAUUAAAAAGUGCGAUUUAGAUAGAAAAAUUAGAUGGUUUAAAAUGAAUAAUAUCCUUAAUCCAAUUAAAGAAGCUAAGAGUAUUAUAAACUCAUUAAAAUUAAGCAAAGAUGAAGAAAAAAGAGAAAAAGAAGAAAAUGAAUUUCUUUUAAAAGAAGAUAUCAAGCCUUACUAUGAAAAUGAAGGGAAUUUUUCUCAUAAAAUUGAAAAAAUAUGUGAACAAAAUCAAUAUGAUGAAAUCGUUUCAAGAAUAAGAAUGAAAAUAAGAAAGGAAAAAUUAGAAAAUUCUAAAAUAAUAAAGGAAAAAGUUCCUAAUGUAGCUCGACAUAUAUUAGACCCAAUAAAAUAUCACGUAAAUAGAAGAAAAAUAAGAUUGGAGAAACUUUUACAAACGCAUUUAGAGCAAUUAUUAAAUUGUAAUAAUUCAUACUUUAAAUUUUAUUUAUUAAAUGGUUUAUCCAUUUCUAUUCAUCACCUUGAAAUGAAAUCAACUAGAUCUGUUUGCAAAAUUGUAUACUCAUUAUUAAAUAAAGAUGUCAACCAUGAAAUGAUACAAGAAAAAUUAUAUAAAGUGGCAUUUAUUUUAAGAAAAUUAUUAGCUAGAAAACUUCAAUUAGGAUAUACACCUCCUUUGAAAUUUAUUCCUUUAAAUGAUCAACAACAAAAAAAUAUUAAGCAUUUACAGUAUUAUAAAUUAUAUUCAAAAUAUAAUUAUCCAUCAGAUAUUAUAGAUAAUAAAAUAAAAAAUACAAAAUUAAUUGACUUCUAUGAUAAAGAUUUAUCAGGAUUUUAA
This is a messenger RNA of Plasmodium gallinaceum, 1686 nucleotides long. RefSeq names its product conserved Plasmodium protein, unknown function. The transcript has a single exon. Lineage: Eukaryota; Apicomplexa; Aconoidasida; Haemosporida; Plasmodiidae. The coding region runs from base 1 to 1686 and encodes 561 amino acids. The record is from RefSeq and is a predicted model, not a curated record. Gene Ontology annotation, biological process: rRNA processing.